AUGAGCACAGUUGUUUCCUCGGAUAAGCGACGUGAAAGUAUUCUUCUACGCGAAGUAACGCAGAGCGGAGAACAUUCUCAGCUGAUCUGGCUCGAUGAAAAUUUCGAUAAUUCAUCAGAUUACCGUCGCGCACAAUCAAUGUUACUGGAGUUCAAUGCAACUCUUCAGUUCUACUCUGAUUUAGAACAAUGUAGCGAUUUUAUGAAUUCAAUCAAAAAUGAACGAGUUAUACUCAUAAUUUCAGGUGAGUCGGCAUGGCGUCUUCUUGAACAGAUCUCCACUCAUCCAAUUAUUGUUGCUAUCUUGGUUUUCUGCACUAAUCAUCAAAAAGAUCAAUGGUUGAUAAAUCAAUCUAAGAAAAUCAUCGGCAUCUAUACUGAUCAAGAGUGCUUAAAAGAAUCUAUUCGACAUAUGAUCACCCGUAUAGAAAAACAGACACUAGAUUUCUACCUCUUCCAUCAAAAACAAAGAUUUGGUCGAAAUUUAGCUAAAGAAUCAGCGGCAUUUCUGUGGCAUCAAAUGUUGAUCUAUGUACUAAAACAAAUGCCUCAAGAUGAACAAACGAAAGAUGAUAUGCUGAAAAUAUGCUGCAAGUAUUAUCGACAUAGCAAAAAAGACUUGCAGAAGAUCGAAGACUUUCGACUGAAUUAUUCAAGUGACAAGGCAAUAGCAUGGUAUACAGCUGAAUGCUUUUUAUACAAACUAUUGAACAAGGCACUUCGUACCGAAAAUAUCGAACUUCUAGUAGCAUUUCGGUUCUUCAUUAUUGAUCUAUGUGCUGCCCUUGAAAGAGAAAGGCGCUAUUUGAAGGAUCAGCUUCCUCUUUUUCUAUAUCGGGGAAUACAAAUUCGAACGGAAGAACUUGUAAAAUUGCAGCAAAACGAAGGUGAAAUCAUUUCGAUGAACGGAUUCCUAUCUACCUCUCGUAAUAUUCAUGUAGCACUUGCAUUUGCUGGACAAAGCCUGCCUUCAGAUGAUUUUCAAGCAGUCAUAUUUGAAAUCACAGCGGAUCCUUCAUUGGCUACUAUAGCAUUCGCUGAUAUACAAAGCAAGGCUCAAAUAAAAGACGAAGAAGAAGUUCUUUUUAAUCUUAAUGCUGUCUUCAAAAUUGGAUCUAUCACCUUUAAUUCAACGACGAAUAUCUGGAGCGUGAAACUGACUGCUACUGACGAAGGAUCAGAAAAAGUUCAAGCGUAUAUGAUAUGGAUAAAGCAAGAACUGGAUGAACACACGCCACUCAUAUAUUUUGGCCGUAUUCUACUUUUCGAGUUGGGCCAGGUAGAUCAAGCGAAGAGAUAUUACGAGAUGUUGCUUAAGUCGCUGUCAUAUGAUCAUGCAGAUAUUGCAUCUAUUUACAACAGUAUUGGACAUGUCUAUCGUUGCAGUUGUGAUCUGAAUUUAGCUUUGAAGCAUUUCGAAUUAGCCUAUGAGAUUCGUCGAAAGCGACUACUGCCUGAUCAUCCUCACAUUGCUGGUUCGCUCUAUAAUUUAGGCGACAUUAACAUACGCAUAGGAAACUACGACCGAGCUCUCAAAUAUUAUCAAGAGGUGCUCGAUAUAGAUGAAAAAAACUACCCUGGUAGUCAUCACAUUAAAGCUGGCACGAUUAAAAAUAUUGGUCGUGUGUACACUUAUAAAUAUGACUUUUAUAAUGCUUCCGUUAAUCUGUUUCGUGCUUUUGACAUGUUUAAACGUGCCCUGCCGCCUGAUCAUCCACAUAUUGCUCGAUGCCUCGGUUGUAUUGGAAACAUGUAUGAAAAGAAGGGUGAAUUCGACCGCGCAAUCAACUAUUAUCAUCAACAGUUAAAUAUGGAAGAACAAUGUUGGCCACCAGACCAUCCUAAUUGCUGGGCGAAUCUUGAUGCGGUUGUCAAUACUUAUAAAAAAAUGAACAAUAUUAAAAAAGCGUUGGAUAUUUGUCAAGAAAAGCUCAAUGUUCUGAAGAAUACAUUGGGAGAAACCCAUCCUUGUAUUUCUCGAACGCUGAUAAUCAUGGCCAACGCACUCUCGGAUGAGAAUCCAAAUGAAGCCAUCAAACACUAUGAACAAGUUGUGUCAAUAAUACAACAGACCACAUUGGCUGAACCUCUUCUAAUGGCUAAGUGUUUUACAUCGAUGAGCUGCUUAUAUAGGCGACAGGACAUGUUAGAAGAUGCGAUGCUAUUCGAACUCAAAGCCCUUGACCUUAAUCGUCAAACAUUGCCAUCUGAUCACACACAUUUUGCGAAAAACUUAAGAAAUAUUGGUAUUUAUUAUCGAAGCAUGAAUAACCGGUCACAAGCAUUACGCUACUUCAAUGACAGCAUGUCCAUUUAUAGAGCACACUACGGCCCAGAUCAUGAGGACGUGAAAAUAGUCCAGACAGAUAUCAAUGAACUAAAUGAGAAUCAGGUAUAA
This is a messenger RNA of Rotaria socialis, 2397 nucleotides long. The record is from the annotation of a GenBank genome assembly. NCBI's taxonomy places the organism in Eukaryota, Metazoa, Rotifera, Eurotatoria, Philodinida, Philodinidae.